AUGGCAGAUUCAGCAAACGGCGUCCAGAAUGGCGCCAAUGGCCGGACGGUGCCUGUUGCCAACGGCAGCAUGACCUACGCCGAGAAGCACAAGAUCGCAGACCACUUCAUUGGAGGCAACCGGCUGGCGAAUGCCCCCGCCAGCAAGGUCAAGGAUUUUGUGGCCGAGCACAACGGCCACACUGUCAUUACAAAUGUUCUGAUCGCCAACAACGGUAUCGCCGCCGUCAAGGAGAUUCGCUCAGUUCGGAAAUGGGCCUACGAGACGUUUGGCGACGAGAGGGCCAUCCACUUCACCGUCAUGGCCACGCCCGAAGAUUUACAGGCCAACGCCGACUACAUUCGAAUGGCUGACCACUACGUCGAAGUCCCCGGCGGCACCAACAACCACAACUAUGCCAACGUCGAGCUGAUUGUGGACAUUGCCGAGCGUAUGGACGUCCAUGCCGUUUGGGCUGGUUGGGGUCACGCCUCUGAAAACCCAAAGCUCCCAGAGUCUCUCGCCGCAUCGCCCAAGAAGAUCGUCUUCAUUGGUCCUCCUGGCUCUGCCAUGCGAUCACUGGGUGACAAGAUUUCCUCCACAAUCGUCGCACAGCACGCCAAGGUGCCCUGCAUUCCUUGGUCCGGAACCGGCGUCGACGCUGUCGACAUUGACGACAAGGGCAUCGUCACCGUUGCCGACGAUAUCUACGCCAAGGGCUGCGUCAACUCAUGGCAGGAGGGUCUGGAGAAGGCAAAGCAGAUUGGCUUCCCCGUCAUGGUCAAGGCUUCCGAGGGUGGUGGUGGCAAGGGUAUCCGAAAGGUUACCAACGAGGAAGAGUUUGAGGCCCUUUACAAGGCUGCUGCUAGCGAGAUUCCUGGCUCGCCCAUCUUCAUCAUGAAGCUGGCUGGAAACGCCAGACAUCUGGAGGUCCAGCUGCUCGCCGAUCAGUACGGCAACAACAUUUCCCUGUUUGGUCGUGAUUGUUCCGUCCAGCGUCGCCACCAGAAGAUUAUCGAAGAGGCUCCCGUCACCAUUGCCAAGGCUGAUACCUUCAAGGCCAUGGAGGACGCUGCCGUCCGACUGGGUCAGCUUGUCGGCUACGUCUCUGCCGGUACUGUCGAAUACCUGUAUUCGCACGCCGACGACAAGUUCUACUUCCUCGAGCUCAACCCCCGUCUCCAGGUCGAACAUCCCACCACUGAGAUGGUCAGCGGUGUCAACCUGCCGGCUGCUCAGCUCCAAAUUGCCAUGGGUAUCCCCCUGCACAGAAUCCGCGACAUCAGAUUGCUGUACGGCGUGGAUCCCCGAACUUCCAGCGACAUCGAUUUCGAUUUCAAGCUGGAGGGCACUGCCGAGUCUCAGCGCCGACCUCAGCCCAAGGGCCACUGCACUGCCUGCCGUAUCACCUCUGAGGAUCCUGGUGAGGGCUUCAAGCCUUCCAACGGUGUCAUGCACGAGCUCAACUUCCGUUCCAGCUCAAACGUAUGGGGUUACUUCUCCGUCGGUACUCAGGGUGGAAUUCACAGUUUCUCCGACAGUCAGUUCGGUCACAUUUUCGCCUACGGCGAGAACCGACAGGCUUCACGGAAGCACAUGGUUAUUGCGCUCAAGGAGCUGAGCAUUCGUGGUGAUUUCAGAACCACCGUCGAGUACCUCAUCAAGCUGCUCGAGACUGAGGCUUUCGAGGACAACACAAUCUCCACUGGCUGGCUGGACGAGCUCAUCUCCAAGCGACUUACCGCUGAGCGCCCUGAUACCAUGCUGGCGGUUGUGUGUGGUGCCAUCACUAGAGCUCACAUCACUAGUGAGGCCUUGCUGGCCGAGUACCGAUCUGGAUUGGAAAAGGGCCAGGUGCCUUCCAAGGAGAUUUUGAAGACCGUCUUCACCAUUGAUUUCAUCUACGAGGGCUUCCGAUACAAGUUCACUGCCACUCGUGCCGGUCUCGACACCUACCACCUCUUCAUCAACGGCUCCAAGUGCUCUGUUGGCGUUCGUGCCCUCAGCGAUGGUGGUCUCCUUAUCCUUCUUGACGGCCACAGCCACAACGUCUACUGGAAGGAGGAGGUUGGUGCCACUCGUCUGUCGGUUGAUAGCAAGACCUGUCUGCUCGAGCAGGAGAAUGACCCCACUCAGCUCCGAACUCCCAGUCCUGGUAAGCUCGUCAAGUACUCCGUCGAGAACGGUUCCCACAUCAAGGCUGGUCAGACCUUUGCCGAAGUCGAGGUCAUGAAGAUGUACAUGCCUCUUGUUGCCCAGGAGGACGGUAUUGUGCAGCUCAUUAAGCAGCCCGGAGCCACUCUGGAGGCUGGAGAUAUUCUUGGAAUACUCGCCCUGGAUGACCCUUCCCGAGUCAAGCAGGCUCAGGCCUUCGUUGGUCAGCUUCCCGCUUACGGCGACCCUGUUGUUGUCGGUACCAAGCCCGCUCAGCGCUUCGUCCGAUACCACAACGUGCUGCUCAACAUCCUCAAUGGUUUCGACAACUCUGUCGUCAUGGCCGAUACUCUGAAGAAGCUCAUUGAGGUGCUCCGUGACCCUGAGCUGCCCUACAGCGAGUGGAACGCCCACUUUGCUGCUCUGCAUGCUCGCAUGCCCCAAAAGCUGGACACCCUGUUUACUCAGAUUGUCGAGCGAGGCAGAGCUCGCACUGGUGAGUUCCCUGCCAAGGCGCUCAGCAAGGCUUUCAGCAAGUUCCUCGAGGAGAAUGUGGAGGCCGGUGAUGCUGGUCUGCUUAGAACCACGCUGGCGCCCCUUACCGAGGUGCUUGACAACUACGCAGAGGGCCAAAAGGUUCGAGAGCUCAAUGUCAUCAACAACCUUCUCGAGUCCUACUGGGCGGUCGAGAGCCUUUUCCAGAGCCGAGCUCAGGAGGAGAGCGUCAUCCUGAAUCUUCGAGACCAGAACAAGGAGAACAUGGCCAAGGUUGUGCAGAUCGUUCUCUCGCAUAGCCGCAUGAGCUCAAAGAACGCUCUGGUCAUUGCCAUUCUCGAGGAGUACCGCCCCAACAAGCCCAAUGUCGGAAACAUCAACAAGUACCUGCGCGAGUCGCUGCGAAAGCUGACCGAGCUCUCUUCUCGAGCCACCUCCAAGGUGUCGCUCAAGGCCCGAGAGAUUAUGAUCCAGUGCUCUCUGCCGUCCCUUGAGGAGCGUACGUCUCAGAUGGAGCACAUCCUGCGAUCGUCUGUUGUCGAUUCUCGCUACGGUGAGAGCGGCUGGGACCACCGGGAGCCUAGCCUCGAGGUGAUCAAGGAGGUUGUCGAUUCCAAGUACACCGUCUUCGAUGUGCUGACCUCUUUCUUCGCUCACGAGGAUCCUUGGGUUUCUCUGGCGGCUCUCGAGGUCUACGUUCGUCGUGCUUACCGUGCCUAUAUGCUCCAGUCGAUUGAGUAUCACAAUGACGAGUCUGACAACCCUCUCUAUGUGUCCUGGGACUUCCAGCUGCGCAAGAUUGGCAACAACGAGUUUGGCGUUCCCGUUCAGUCUGCUGCUCCUUCUACUCCCGGCACCCCUAGCGGCCUGGAGUUCAAUCGUAUCAACUCUAUCAGCGACAUGUCCUACCUCACUGCCAAAGUGAACAGUGGCCCGUCCCGCAAGGGUGUCAUGGUCCCUGUCAAGUACAUCGACGACGCUGAGGAGAUGCUCCAGAAGGCCUUGGAGACGUUGAACUUUUACAACAAGCAGAAGAAGCAGACGAGUCAGUCUAAUCUUCUUGCUGACUUGAGUGGCAAGCGAAAGCCCUUUGCAGCUCUCAAGAAGGAGUUCCAGAGCCGCAACAACGGCGACGAGCUGUCAGCCGUCAUCAACGUUGCCGUUCGAGACACUGAGAGCACGGAUGACGAGGAUAUCCUCUCACGCAUUAUUCCUAUUGUCCAGGGGCUCAAGAGCGAGCUUUUGGUCCGUGGUGUCCGUCGUCUGACCUUCAUCUGCGGCCGCAGCGAUGGCUCUUACCCUGGCUACUACACAUUCCGAGGCCCCGACUACGAGGAAGACGACAGCAUUCGUCACAGCGAACCCGCCCUGUCUUUCCAGCUUGAGCUUGCUCGUCUUGCCAACUUCCGUAUCAAGCCCCAGUUCACAGGAAACGGCAACAUUCACGUGUACGAGGCUGUUGGCAAGACUGUCGACUCUGACAAGCGCUACUUUACUCGUGCUGUGAUCCGACCUGGCCGUCUCCGUGACGAGAUCCCCACUGCUGAAUACCUCAUCUCCGAGGCUGACCGAGUCAUCAACGACAUUUUUGACGCUCUCGAGAUUAUCGGCAACAACAACUCUGAUCUCAACCACAUCUUCAUGAACUUCACCCCCGUCUUCCAGCUCGACCCUGCUACCGUUGAGCAGUCUCUCCAGGGCUUCUUGGAUCGCUUCGGCGCUCGUGCUUGGAGACUGCGUGUUGCCCAGGUGGAAAUUCGCAUUGUUUGCACGGAUCCCCAGACUGGUAUCCCCUACCCUCUGCGUGUGACCAUCACCAACACCUCUGGUUAUGUCGUCGAUGUCGACCUGUAUGCCGAGCGCAAGUCCGAGAAGGACGACUGGGUCUUCCACAGCAUUGGCGGCACCAAGGAGAAGGGACCUCUUCACUUGCUGUCCGUCUCCACUCCUUAUGCCACCAAGAACUGGCUCCAGCCCAAGCGAUACAAGGCUCACUUGAUGGGUACCCAAUUCGUGUACGACUUCCCCGAGUUGUUCCGCCAGGCCAUCCAGAACAGCUGGGCCAAGGCUGUUAAGAGGCAGCCUGCUUUGGCGCCUCAGCAGCCCAAGGUUGGUGACUGUAUUACAUUCACCGAGCUUGUGCUCGAUGACAAGGACAACCUGGACGAGGUCAACCGCGAGCCUGGCACCAACACCUGCGGUAUGGUGGGAUGGAUCAUCAAGGCUAAGACCCCCGAGUACCCCGCUGGUCGCCGCUUCAUCGUUGUCGCCAACGAUAUCACUUACAACAUUGGGUCUUUCGGCCCCAAGGAAGACAACUUCUUCUACAAGUGCACUGAGCUGGCUCGCAAACUCGGCAUUCCUCGCAUCUACCUGUCUGCCAACUCUGGUGCUCGUCUUGGUCUCGCCAAUGAGCUGAUGCCUCACUUCAAGGUUGCCUGGAACGAUGCUAACAAUCACGAGGGCGGAUUCCGCUACCUGUACCUCGAUGAGAAGACCAAGGACCGCUUCAAGGACACCGUCAUUACGGAGGAAGUUGUUGAGGAGGGUGAAACGCGCUACAAGAUUGUCACCAUUGUUGGCCAGGAGGAUGGCCUUGGUGUUGAGUGCUUGAGGGGAUCUGGUCUUAUUGCCGGUGCCACUAGCCAGGCUUACAACGACAUCUUUACCAUUACCUUGGUCACUUGCCGAUCAGUUGGUAUUGGUGCUUAUCUUGUCCGUCUUGGUCAGCGUGCUGUCCAGAUUGAAGGCCAGCCCAUCAUCCUUACUGGUGCUCCCGCUUUGAACAACCUGCUUGGUCGUGAGGUGUACACAUCUAACCUCCAGCUUGGUGGCACCCAGAUCAUGUACCGCAACGGUGUUUCUCACAUGACUGCCAACGACGACUUUGAGGGUGUCUCCAAGAUUGUUGAGUGGAUGGCGUUUGUUCCCGAGAAGCGCGGCAACCCCGUCCCGGUCAGCCCCAGCCUCGAUGCUUGGGACCGUGAUGUCACCUACUACCCUCCUCAGAAGCAGCCUUAUGACGUCCGGUGGUUGAUUGGCGGCAAGCAAGAGGACGACGGCUCUUUCCAGAGCGGUCUGUUCGACAAGGACUCCUUUGUUGAGGCCCUUGGCGGCUGGGCUCGCACUGUCGUCGUUGGUCGUGCUCGUCUGGGCGGUAUCCCCAUGGGAGUUAUCGCCGUCGAGACUCGCAGUGUUGAGAACAUUACCCCCGCCGAUCCUGCCAACCCCGAUUCUACCGAACAGAUUAGCAACGAGGCCGGUGGUGUCUGGUACCCCAACUCUGCAUUCAAGACUGCCCAGGCCAUCAAUGACUUCAACAACGGUGAACAGCUUCCUCUCAUGAUCUUGGCCAACUGGCGUGGUUUCUCCGGUGGUCAGCGAGACAUGUACAACGAGGUGCUCAAGUACGGAUCGUUCAUCGUCGAUGCCUUGGUCAAGUACGAACAGCCAAUCUUUGUGUACAUUCCUCCCUUUGGCGAGCUCCGUGGUGGCUCAUGGGUCGUUGUUGAUCCUACCAUCAACCCCAACGCCAUGGAGAUGUACGCUGAUACCGAGGCUCGUGGUGGUGUUCUUGAGCCCGAGGGUAUGAUUGGUAUCAAAUAUCGCAAGGACAAGCAGCUGGAGACUAUGGCUCGCCUGGAUCCUACCUACGCCGAGCUGAAGAAGAAGCUGGAGGACAAGACGCUCUCCAGCGAGGAUGCGGAGAAAAUCAAGCAGCAGAUUGUGGCCCGCGAGAAGCAGCUUCUGCCCGUCUACUCGCAGAUUGCCAUCCAGUUUGCUGAUCUGCACGACCGUGCCGGCCGCAUGAAGGCCAAGGGUGUCAUUCGCGAUUCUCUCGACUGGACCAACGCCCGCCGAUACUUUUACUGGCGUCUGCGCAGACGUAUCACUGAGGAGUACAUCCUCAAACGCAUGAACACCAGCAUCCUGCCUACUCCCCAGCCCAACACUUCCAAGGCCACCGAGGCGCGCGCCAAGGGUCUGAAGCUGCUGGAGAGCUGGUCCGGCAUUGCCGGCUGGGACAAGAAGGACCAGGAGGUUGCUGAGUGGUACGAGAAGGAGACUCAGUCCAUUGCGCAAAAGGUGGAGGCCCUCAAGGCCGACAGACUGGCUGCUGAGCUGGCUGAGGCUGUUCGCGGCAAUGAGAAGGCUGGCUGGAAGGGCAUCCGAGAGCUUCUGCGCGUGAUGCCUGUGGAGGAGCGCGAGGCUGUCUUUACGUAUUUGAAGGAGUAA
Messenger RNA from Trichoderma gamsii, 6864 nucleotides. RefSeq lists its product as hypothetical. Lineage: Eukaryota; Fungi; Ascomycota; Sordariomycetes; Hypocreales; Hypocreaceae. Gene Ontology annotation, molecular function: acetyl-CoA carboxylase activity; metal ion binding; ATP binding. The coding region runs from base 1 to 6864 and encodes 2287 amino acids. The record is from RefSeq and is a predicted model, not a curated record. The transcript has 4 exons. Gene Ontology annotation, biological process: fatty acid biosynthetic process.